Messenger RNA from Perca flavescens (yellow perch), 1227 nucleotides. RefSeq lists its product as uncharacterized. The transcript has 3 exons. Bases 146 to 1180 code for a protein of 344 amino acids. The record is from RefSeq and is a predicted model, not a curated record. NCBI's taxonomy places the organism in Eukaryota, Metazoa, Chordata, Actinopteri, Perciformes, Percidae. Gene Ontology annotation, molecular function: serine hydrolase activity.
GGCAGUAGCGUGGGUCAUGCCUUCGCCAUCCUAGCUAGCUAGGCACCGGGCACUUGCCACCGCGGCAGAUCUGACCGACCUUCCGAAGUCAUUUUACAGAGAACCAGGAGGACCAGGGCUCUCCUGCACAUUCUAGCCUCAUAGAAUGGGAAAUCUGCUGUUCGCCAUCGGGAAUGACACCACCAUGUCUGAACAAGUGAAUGGAAGGAGGUUCAUUACCAAAAGGAUCAGCAGUGGCAUAACUUAUUAUUACACUCCUUUCUCAGGGGCAGGGGAAGAGACAGUAUGUGCUGCCAAAGCAAACUGUCAAACCUCCACUGCUCUUUGCCCCAUAUCACACUCCGCUUUGCCCCUCAGCAACUCCUCCUCUGUAGAUCCUGCCUCCUCUCCGUUGCUCUCAGAUUCACCUUCACACACACCUGUCUCCUCCCAAAACCAAUUCGAUUCUGCAGCCACUUCCCACCCUCUUCUUGUUUUCUUUUCCUGGCUCGGUGCCCAGCCAGGGGUGGUGGGCAAGUACAGGGACCUUUACUUGGACCGUGGCAUGGAUGUCCUCCUGGUUCAGACUAAUGUAAUGCACUUCCUGUGGCCUCGAUGGGGGCUGGACCACGGGUUGGAGGUUUUGAAGGUUCUGGAGGAGCCUCAGUUCUCAGGGAGGGCGGUGCUGGUCCACGCCUCCUCCAUUGGUGGCUACACUUUCACCCAGACACUCACCCACAUUGCUCAGGGACAGAAAAAACAUGCAGGGCUGGCCCAGAGGGUGAUAGGGCACAUCUAUGACAGCUUGGUGGUUGGCACUCUGCAUCACAUGGCGAUAGGCCUUGGCAAUACUCUGAUGCCACGUUUUUCGAACUUCAUCAAAAACAUCGCCAUGCUUUACUUUUGGCUCUUCAAAACCCAAACAGCAGACUUCUACAACAACAGCGUCCAGGUUUUCCGCAACAACCCGAUUACUGCACCGGCCCUAUUCUUCUUCAGUGAAAACGAUGCUCUGUGCAACCUGGCUGACAUGGAAACUUUAAUUGACCUCUGGAGGAAGAGGGGUAUGACUGUGGAGAGCAGGAAGUGGAAGGAGUCGAGACAUGCAGCCCACAUGCGAUGCCACCCAGAAGACUACCUCUUUACGCUGGAGAAAUUCUUGAACUCGUUGCCCAUUUCCUCCCCCAAUGCAAAAAUGUAAACUAUUGGUGGGGUGGGUGUGUGUGUGUGUGUGUGUGUGUGUGGGGG